Messenger RNA from Juglans regia (Persian walnut), 1323 nucleotides. Its product is annotated as GTP-binding protein At2g22870. The record is from RefSeq and is a predicted model, not a curated record. Gene Ontology annotation, molecular function: GTP binding. The coding region runs from base 80 to 1009 and encodes 309 amino acids. The transcript has 5 exons. Lineage: Eukaryota; Viridiplantae; Streptophyta; Magnoliopsida; Fagales; Juglandaceae.
GGCUUUUCGCUCCAGAGGUGCUAGGCAAUCUCCUCCCAAAGUAGAGAGAGAAAUUGGAGACACAGUGAGAGAGAGGAAUAUGGUCGUGCUUCUUCAUCUUCCCGGAUUCCAGCCGUCGAUCUUUCUGACAAGGGCAUCACCUCUUUGCAAAACCCAUUUCAACUUUCUACGUAAAUUCAAAAUACCCAUUAUUAAAUCUACCCUCUCAACGGCCUCUGAACGCACCCACAGUAUCGAAAUACCGGAGGAAGAGACCCACGUCCAAAUUUCGCUUGAAAAACUCUUCAUCCCUCCGGAAACAGACAUCUCUUCCGAUACUUCCACAUUGAGCUUGAGUUCGAGAAUCUUGAAGGGCUCGAAUAUUUUGCUGAGUAAGUACGCGAGGGACGCUCAGAUUAUGCAAGCCGACUUUAUCAAAAGCAGUGUCAGGACCCAGGAUUGCCCCUCCGAUGGACUUCCCGAGUUUGCCCUUGUCGGCCGCUCCAACGUCGGCAAAUCCUCGCUGCUGAACUCGCUUGUACGCCGCAAGCGCCUUGCUCUUACGUCCAAGAAACCUGGGAAGACUCAAUGCAUCAACCAUUUUAGGAUCAAUGAUAGCUGGUACCUCGUGGAUCUGCCUGGAUAUGGGUAUGCAGCUGCACCACAGGAACUUCGUAUAGACUGGGAGAAGUUUACUAAAGACUAUUUCCUGAACCGACCGACGCUAGUUUCUGUGUUUCUUCUCAUAGAUGCUAGCAUUCCUGCCAAAAAAAUGGAUCUUGAGUAUGCUAGUUGGCUGGGUGAGAAUCAGAUUCCCAUGACUCUGAUCUUCACCAAAUGUGACAAGCGCAAGAAGAGAAAGAAUGGAGGUAAGAGGCCAGAAGAACAUGUGAAUGAUUUUCAGGAUUUGAUACGAAGCUUCUUCCAGACAGCACCACCGUGGAUUAUGACUAGCAGUGUUACCAAUCAAGGUCGCGAUGAGAUAUUACUGCAUAUGGCUCAGCUCCGGAAUUAUUGGCUCAAGCACUAAGAACUACUUUGUCAAGCCUUCCUGUUCUGAUUAGCCUCGCAUGUUUCUGACAAAGAAAAGUAAAGAGGAAAGUGCUUCAUCUUGAUGAAGAAAUUGUUGAUGCUGCGAAGUCUCCAUGAAGCAGCUGUAAGAUCCUAAACUAACCCCAACAGAUUCACGGAAAAAAGAGAAUAGUCGGAAGGGAGCUGGAUACUGUAUAAGGAAGUUGUACUCCUUAACCAUGGAAUCAAUCCUUUGUUCUUUUGUUAUUGUAGAAGUGAAUUUUACUCAAACCUCUAAAAUAUUUUAUUUUAGUUUUAUAAUUGAUCGACCAA